Molecule: messenger RNA, 2367 nt
Organism: Acanthosepion pharaonis
Lineage: Eukaryota; Metazoa; Mollusca; Cephalopoda; Sepiida; Sepiidae
Source: the annotation of a GenBank genome assembly
AUGGUGGUACGGACCGACUCGAGAGCUGCGAAAACCGGACCCGGAUUUUCCAGGGCCGCCGAAAUCGCACCGGACGCCGCCCGAGCCGCGGCGCUCUACAGGUACCUUUUCCGUAUCUCCGACGAGCCGAUUCCACGGACACGGUCCUUUACAAAGAAGAGAGAACUCUUCCUCGGGGCUUUCGGCGAUGUCUCUGGGCUCGCUUGCGUCACCGCGAACCCACCUCGGUUUUCUUUUUCUUUUCUUUUUUUUAUUUCUUCUCUUUCGACAUCCUUUUUUUCCCUUUAUCUUUUUAAAAUUUCCCCACUUUCUUUAGUCUUUUCAUCUUUCGCAAAUAUUUUCUGUCUUUCUAAAUUCUUCUUUGCAGCAUUUUCUCCUUCUCACUCUCUCUUUAAGACUCUUUCUCGUCUUCCAUCAUUUUACUCACGAUUUCUUCCUUUUUCUUUUUCUUCUUCUUCUACUACUACUACUAUUAUUAUUACUACUACUACUGCAUUUUUCUACUUUGUCUACUGUUCUUGCUACUACUCUUCCUUUUUUCUUCUCUUUUCUUCACUGCUUCCUUUUCUUUAUCUUUUUUCUUUAUUUUUGCCUUUUACCUCUUCAUCUCCUACAAUUCCUGACGCCCCCUCUUCGUCUUUUUUCUCCUACUCUUUACUCUUUUCUUUCUCUAUUUUUCUACUCGCUCUAUUACUAGUACUUUUUCUCUUUCUUCCUCUUUGUCAGUUUAUUAUUAGUCUUUUUUUUUUACUUCAUCUGUUGCUAUUACUACAACCCUUAUUUCUUCUUCUUCUUCUUCUUCUUCUUCUUCUUCUUCUUCUUCUUUCAUCGCCUUUGUUGCUUGGCAACGUUGUGCAACUUAUUGAUUAUUUCCAACUCUGUCGUUUCCGCCAUCAUCAUGAACCUCACCACUACAGCCUCAGCUCCUGCUGCAAGACACUUGAGGUUGGACGCACGGUUGAGGAGUUUGCAACUGCUCCACAAACAAGACUGAGACAGUCUUUUCAUAUCUAUCUAUCUAUCUAUCUAUCUAUCUAUCUAUCUAUCUAUCUAUUCUUUUUAUAUCUAUCUUUAUAUUGCAAUUUUUUCAUAUCUAUCUAUCUAUCUAUCUAUCUAUCUAUCUAUCUAUCUAUCUAUCUAUCUAUCUUGAUAUCGCAGUCUUUUCGCAUCUAUCUAUCUAUCUAUCUAUCUAGUCUUUUCAUAUCUAUCUAUCUAUCGAUCGAUCGAUUGAUUUAUCUAUCUUAUAUCGUAGUCCUUUCAUAUCUAUCUAUCUAUCUAUUCUAUCUAUCUAUCUAUCUAUCUAUCUAUCGCAGUCUUUUUAUAUCUAUCGUCAUAUCACACUUCAUAUCGCUGUCUUUUCACAUCUAUCUAUCUAUCUAUCUAUCUAUCUAUCUAUCUAUCUAUCUAUCUAUCUAUCUAUCUAUCUAUCUCAUCUUUUCAUAUCUAUCUAUCUAUCUAUCUAUCUAUCUAUCUAUCUAUCUAUCUAACAGUAUUUUCAUUUCUAUCUAUCUGUUUCUCACUCCCUCUUUCUCUCUCUCCCUCUUUCUCUCUCUCUCUAUAUAUGUAUAUAUCUAUAUAUUCUGUUCAUCUUUCUCCAUUUCUAUUUCAAUCCAUCUAUCUAUUCAUCUCGCUCUUUCUCGUACUAUCUAUGUUUUAAUCUGUUCCUCUCUUUCUCUCUCUUUUUCUCUUUCUCUCUCAAUCUAUCUAUCUAUCUAUCUAUCUAUCUAUCUAUCUAUCUAUCUAUCUAUCUAUCCCAGUCUGUUCAUCUAUCUCUUUCUCUUACCAUCUAUCUAUCAUAGUCUGUUCUCUCUCUCUCUCACUCUCUCUCUCACUCUCUCUCUCACUCUCUCUCUCUCUUUCUCUUUCUCUCUCAAUCUAUCUACCUACCUACCAGUUGGCAUUUUCUGUUCAAAUAUUUUUUUUUACAAAUUGCGGCAUUCAAUCUUUUUUAUUUUCCUUUCCUCAAUUUUCCUUCGUUCUUUUUUCUUUCUUCAUUCUUUUUCUUUUCUCAAAUAUACGUUUCCCCCUCUUUCUUUUCUUCUUAAUUAUCGUUAUUUUUUCUUCUAUUUUAAAAACCUUCUUUCCCCAAAUUUAAUCUUUAUUCUUUUUCCCGUCAUCUUCUUUCUUUCUUUCUUCCUUUCUUUCUUUCUUUCUUUCUUUAUUUCUUUCUUUCUUUCUUUUAGGUCUUUUCCUAUUUUUUAUUCUUUUUCUUUUUUAAAACUCUUUCCUGAAUUUAAUCUUCAUUCCUUUUCCGUUCAUUUUCUUUCUUUUUUUCUUUCUUUCUUUCUUUCUUUCUUUCUUUCUUUCUUUCUUUCUUUCUUUCUUUUCUUCUUCUGUCUUAUAAUCAUUCUUGUUUCUACUUUUUAA